Molecule: messenger RNA, 1119 nt
Organism: Manihot esculenta (cassava)
Lineage: Eukaryota; Viridiplantae; Streptophyta; Magnoliopsida; Malpighiales; Euphorbiaceae
Exons: 5
Coding region: 376-927 (183 amino acids)
Cellular component (GO): intracellular membrane-bounded organelle
Source: RefSeq, a predicted model, not a curated record
UCGUGUCUUAUCUGUCUGUGCGAAGCAGGAAGUCACAAACUACACUUCUCCUUUCGCAUGGCAUCUCAGAUUGAUGACUAAAUAAAAUAUAACAUUUUUAAUUACUGCUAAAAUAGAAUUCAAAGAAUAAAAAGAAAAUAAUUUUAAAUUUGAAUUUAUAUUUUUUUGAGUGAGAUUUGUGAAUCCGAGGAAGGAAUCUCUGAUCAUGUCAUGGAAGUGCGAGGAAGACGAAUUAAUUACGAAUAAUUAAUGAAUGAAAUUUUUUGUCUUUUUUAGGAAUCCCCAAAUUGAUUCGUUUUUGCCAUUUCUGAUCGAAAUUCGAGUUCAAACAAGCAGUGGAAAAUCGAUACAUUCGGUGUCUAGAGAAGAAAGCAAAUGGCGGUAUCGAGGAUUGGAUUGAAUGCUUGGUUUAACAAGAAGAUCGUCGAUCCUCUUUACCAAAUUAUUAGCAGGGGUACAGAGCCGAAGCAACUGGCAUUCUCUGCAGCCCUUGGAAUUACUCUGGGAAUAUUUCCAAUAUGUGGAGUCACUGUUCUGCUAUGUGGGAUGGCUAUUGCUUUGCUUGGGUCUCUGUGCCAUGCUCCAACUGUGAUGUUAGCUAAUUUUGUUGCAACACCCAUAGAGUUGAGUCUUGUUGUACCCUUCCUGCGCUUUGGUGAAGUUAUCUCUGGUGGACCUCAUUUUCCAUUGACUUCUGAUGCUUUGAAGAAGGUAUUGACAGGCCAAGCUUCACAUGAGGUCUUAUUAAGCAUUACCCAUGCGUUACUGGGAUGGCUUGUUGCAGUGCCUUUUAUUUUAGCUGCACUCUACAUAAUGUUUUUUCCAUUUUUCAAGAUCUUGGUUCGCAAGUUCAACUCUGUUCCAUCAAGCCCAAGAAAAUCACCCAACUCGUUUACCGAAAUCCAGCUCAAGGUAAGGGAUGUUUGAUCGGUAUUGUAUAAGCACUCAUUUGGUUUGCUUAUCUUCCUGAGAAUGGUAUCGCCUGUACAUAUAACUUACCUAAAUGUUGCUUGUAUAUAAAUGUAACCUUCUUGUAUUCCAUUCAUUCUCCUAUUUGGGUCUAUGCUUUGGGAAAUCUCAUAUGAAUAUCUAACCCUUGGUAUGUUUUGAAGUUUUUGC